AAUCUUUGGGGAGAAGCGCGAAACAGAAAAACCCUAAACCCUAGAGAGAACGAGACACGAGCUAAGUUCUUCGAAAAUGAUAAUCCCAGUUCGUUGCUUUACCUGUGGAAAGGUGAUUGGCAACAAAUGGGACACAUAUCUUGACCUUCUCCAGGCUGACUACUCCGAAGGAGAUGCCCUUGAUGCCCUCGGGUUAGUCCGCUACUGCUGCAGGCGGAUGCUUAUGACACAUGUUGAUCUCAUCGAGAAGCUUCUGAACUACAAUACUCUCGAGAAAUCUGACAACACUUGAAGGAUAUGCUAUAACCAACAAAACCGAAGACACUUUUGUCUGAAUCACAUUGUUAUCGGCGAUUGGUAAUGACUAGGUAUUGACAUAUACACACACACACACACGAAUUCUUUCAUCCAAAAAGCCGAUCUAUGUAUUGAUCUCUUCCCAUUUUGGUUCAUUUUGAUGAUCUGGGAGUGGUUGUGACUUGUGAGUUCUUAAUAGCUACAUUCUUGAAUCAGCUGAGUUCAA
Tarenaya hassleriana is the source of this 523-nucleotide messenger RNA. Its product is annotated as DNA-directed RNA polymerase subunit 10-like protein. Lineage: Eukaryota; Viridiplantae; Streptophyta; Magnoliopsida; Brassicales; Cleomaceae. The record is from RefSeq and is a predicted model, not a curated record. The transcript is spliced from 4 exons. Gene Ontology annotation, cellular component: RNA polymerase II, core complex; RNA polymerase III complex; RNA polymerase I complex. Bases 77 to 292 code for a protein of 71 amino acids. Gene Ontology annotation, biological process: tRNA transcription by RNA polymerase III; transcription by RNA polymerase II; transcription by RNA polymerase I. Gene Ontology annotation, molecular function: DNA-directed RNA polymerase activity; DNA binding; zinc ion binding.